GAUAAAUCAUGGAAAGCAAAAGAGCAGGCAGAAGAGACCCAGUUUGUUAAGCAGAAAGAACAAGAACAACUAGCUGCUUUACGUGCACAGAUAGACGCCGAGGUAAAGGAAGCUGCUUCACGCAUUGACAAAGAUUUCGAAGCAGGCUAUGGCGGCCAAGAGGAUCUCGAAGACAGAUAUGCAACGACGAGCGGGGAGCAUUGA
This is a messenger RNA of Fomitiporia mediterranea MF3/22, 204 nucleotides long. RefSeq lists its product as uncharacterized. The record is from RefSeq and is a predicted model, not a curated record. The transcript is spliced from 2 exons. The annotation marks the transcript as partial. NCBI's taxonomy places the organism in Eukaryota, Fungi, Basidiomycota, Agaricomycetes, Hymenochaetales, Hymenochaetaceae.